AUGUGUAAUGAAACGUGUUUAAAAUCAUCACUUGAUAUCGUUACCUGUAUGUGUAAUGAAACGUGUUUAAAAUCAUCACUUGAUAUCGCUACCUGUAUGUGUAAUGAAACGUGUUUAAAAUCAUCAGUUGAUAUCGUUACCUGUAUGUGUAAUGAAACGUCGUGUUUAAAAUCAUCACUUGAUAUCGUUACCUGUAUGUGUAAUGAAACGUGUUUAAAAUCAUCACUUGAUAUCGCUACCUGUAUGUGUAAUGAAACGUCGUGUUUAAAAUCAUCAGUUGAUAUCGUUACCUGUAUGUGUAAUGAAACGUGUUUAAAAUCAUCACUUGAUAUCGUUACCUGUAUGUGUAAUGAAACGUGUUUAAAAUCAUCACUUGAUAUCGUUACCUGUAUGUGUAAUGAAACGUGUUUAAAAUCAUCACUUGAUAUCGUUACCUGUAUGUGUAAUGAAACGUGUUUAAAAUCAUCACUUGAUAUCGCUACCUGUAUGUGUAAUGAAACGUGUUUAAAAUCAUCACUUGAUAUCGUUACCUGUAUGUGUAAUGAAACGUGUUUAAAAUCAUCACUUGAUAUCGCUACCUGUAUGUGUAAUGAAACGUGUUUAAAAUCAUCACUUGAUAUCGCUACCUGUAUGUGUAAUGAAACGUCGUGUUUAAAAUCAUCAGUUGAUAUCGUUACCUGUAUGUGUAAUGAAACGUGUUUAAAAUCAUCACUUGAUAUCGUUACCUGUAUGUGUAAUGAAACGUCGUGUUUAAAAUCAUCAGUUGAGAACGUUACCUGUAUGUGUAAUGAAACGUGUUUAAAAUCAUCACUUGAUAUCGUUACCUGUAUGUGUAAUGAAACGUGUUUAAAAUCAUCACUUGAUAUCGUUACCUGUAUGUGUAAUGAAACGUGUUUAAAAUCAUCAGUUGAUAUCGUUACCUGUAUGUGUAAUGAAACGUGUUUAAAAUCAUCAGUUGAUAUCGUUACCUGUAUGUGUAAUGAAACGUGUUUAAAAUCAUCAGUUGAUAUCGUUACCUGUAUGUGUAAUGAAACGUCGUGUUUAAAAUCAUCAGUUGAUAAUGUUACCUGUAUAUGUAAUAAAUAA
Lottia gigantea (owl limpet) is the source of this 1086-nucleotide messenger RNA. RefSeq lists its product as hypothetical. The record is from RefSeq and is a predicted model, not a curated record. NCBI's taxonomy places the organism in Eukaryota, Metazoa, Mollusca, Gastropoda, Lottiidae. The coding region runs from base 1 to 1086 and encodes 361 amino acids. The transcript has a single exon.